AUGCGCCUCGACAGCAGUGCCCUCCUCGCCAGCUUCGCGCUGUGCGUCUCCGCCUCCGCCUCCUCGCCCUCGCCCUCUCCCUCGCCCUCGCCCUCGUCCCACUCCGUGACGCUCUACCUUCCCGCGUCGCCCAACCCUUUCGCCCUCGCCGCCCGCACCCACGCAACGCUCGCCUCGCUCGGCGCCCACUACACGGCGCCCCUCUCGGCCGUCAACACCUUUGUCUUCCAUAACGUCACCCCCGGCUCCUAUCUUGCCGACGUCCACUGCCCCUCCGAGGCCUUUCGCCCCCUCCGUAUCGAUGUCGGCGGCGGCCCCGACGCCCCGGGAGGCACCGUCGCUGCCUGGGAGACGUUUCGCGGCAACGACUGGGCGAACAAGGGCGAGGCGUUGCCUGUCAGGGAUGGCAGCGUCGGCGCCGGCUUUGAGCUGCGGCACCUCGGCGGCAAGAAUUACUUCCUCGAGAGGCCUGGAUUCUCUGUCCUCACUAUUCUCAAGAACCCCAUGAUCCUCAUGGGCGCUGUCAGCAUGAUCAUCUUCAUCGGCAUGCCCUACCUCAUGGAGAACAUGGACCCCGAUAUGAAGGCCGAGUUCGAGGAGCAGCAACGCAAGGGCGGUCCUGUGGCUGCCAUGAUGGGCGGCGGCCAGGCGGCUGGCAAUCCCCUCGGGGAAUUCGACAUGGCCGCCUUCCUGGCCGGUUCCAAGAAGAAGGACGGCAGCUCAGCCGGCGAUGCUGGCGGUGAGGGGCCGGCCAAGCAGCAGGGCGUGAGGAGAUGA
This is a messenger RNA of Hirsutella rhossiliensis, 777 nucleotides long. RefSeq names its product putative UPF0480 protein. The transcript is spliced from 3 exons. The record is from RefSeq and is a predicted model, not a curated record. NCBI's taxonomy places the organism in Eukaryota, Fungi, Ascomycota, Sordariomycetes, Hypocreales, Ophiocordycipitaceae. Gene Ontology annotation, cellular component: EMC complex. Bases 1 to 777 code for a protein of 258 amino acids.